AUGUCAAAGAAUAAUAAUAAUAGGAGGAGGAAUGAUGGAGACUCAACAGUACCAGCAAAGCUACUCACACCAGAGUCUGUUGAAGCAUUCCAAAAGAGUCUAUUGGGCAAUCUGAUAUCUGCAAUCAAGAUAUCGAAUCAAUUACCAUUGGAUGAGGACUAUUCAUAUUAUACGACAUACCCUGUGUUCAAGAACAAGAUGAAUCAAUUGGGUAAUAGACUGUUGACAUUGACACAGCGCUUCGUCACCUUUGAGAAUCAAAAGAACAAUCCACACAUCUUUGAGAAGCAUACUGCCGAGGACGUCGAUGACAUCUCCGAGCUGUUCCCAUCAGUAGUAGAUGUAGUAGAUACCAUCAUUGACAAAGUAGAUGGCUUCACAGAUCAGAUUGACAAGUCACAAACAUCGUCUCAACCAAACAUAUAUAUAGCAACAAGCAAGAUAGCUUCAAAGGGAGGCAAGUCAAACGAGUACAAUAUGUUCUAUGGAGCGAAUAUACAAAGACCUCAGAUGAAGUUUGAGGAACCUGUGGACAACUCAAUAUACCCAUUCAUUCCAAAGAUACAGGAGAAGCCAAAUGCAAUGGUACCUUUGGACCCGAUAUUCGCAAAGGCAAGGGUGGAGGUGGUACAUGGCAAGAUCUCCAGGACAAAGGAGCAGGAGAAGCUGGUCUUCCCCCAUCCCUACCAGCAUGAGCUGGACAACCUGCAGUACACGCCCAAGCAGACACAGUCCUGCAAGGAGAUGCUGUUCAAGGAGCUCGAUCAGACCGCCUACACAUGGAUCGACAAGAUCGACCAGCUGAAGGAGCUGCGCGACAAGCUCAAUCAGGUCGAUGAGUUCGCUGUCGAUCUCGAAGCGCACAACUACCGAUCAUUCCAGGGCUUUGUCUGUUUGAUGCAGUUGUCUACGAGGAGUGAGGACUUCAUCGUCGACACGCUGGCCCUGCGCUCGCACAUGCGUCUCCUGAACGAGCCUUUCACCAACCCGCGCAUUGUCAAGGUGCUGCACGGAAGUGACAGCGACAUCAAGUGGCUGCAGAACGACUUUGGAAUAUACGUGGUCAACAUGUUCGACACUGGCCAGGCGUCGAGAAUCCUCGAGUUCCCAUCGGCGUCGCUGGCAUUCCUCCUGCGCUUCUACUGCAACGUCGACGCCAACAAGAAGUUCCAGUUGGCUGACUGGCGCAUCAGACCCGUGCCCGAGGAGAUGAUCAAGUACGCCCGCGAGGACACUCACUACCUGCUCUACAUCUACGAUCGUCUGCGUAAUCAGUUGUUUGAUCACAAAGGCUCGGCGACAGCUGGCACCCUGGUGUUGGAGGUGUUGCGCCGCAGCAAGGAGAUCAGUUUGGUGCGAUACGAGAAGGAACCAUUCGAUGAGAAUCAAUCAUACAUUUCCUUUGCUCAGCGACUUGGACUCAAGUAUGGUGCGGCCCAGAUGCAGGCUUUGAAGGUGCUGUACAAUUGGCGCGAGAACAUUGCACGAGAGGAGGAUGAAAGUGUUCGAUACGUGCUGCCCAACUCAAUCAUUCAGUUGAUCGUCGAGAAGAAGCCAACGACGAUGGAGGCGCUGCUGGCAUGUUGCUCGCCCGUCCCACCAUACAUCAAGCAGCAUGGACAUGACCUGCUUCAAGAGAUCAUGAGGGCUCGUCUGAAAGAGAACCUGCCAGAGGGAGGCGUCAUGGGCAAGCCAGUGAGCGUACUGGAUAGGAUACUACCAAAGUCCCUUGUAAAGACACCAGCUAUAUCACAGCAGGAGCAACAACAGCAACAAAAUGCGACACCAACAAGCUCAAUAUCGACAAAGCAGGAGUCAUCGAUCAGGAGUCAAUGGCUGACAGACACCUCCAGCAACAUGGACGUGGAUGCACCAGUGCAGACAUUUAUCUCUGCCGUUCAAAAGCGCACCGCGAGCAUCUCGACGGCCAACAUUGAUAACCAUUCCAAUGGCACACUACCAAAUGGAUUGAACUUCAACUCGGACGAAGAGGACGAAGACGAGCAGGCUAGAGCACACAAGAAGAUAGCAUUGAUGGUUAAGUCAUCGUUUGACCCAUCCUCUGGUACUGCUCCAGUGUUCAAACCAGUGAUAGAGUUGCAACAAGCAACUGUUGCCAAGACUGAUGAUAUUGAGGCAAUGAAUGUUGCCCCUGAACAAGCCAAAUCAACAGAUGCCACUGACACAAAGAAGAAGGAGGGCAAGGGCAAGAAACAGAAGCAAGAGAUUCCAAAGAGUCUCCAUGAGCGAUAUAACAUUCCAACAUCCACAAAUACUACGUCGACUACAUCACCAAUGGAUCUGGAUUCACAACAACAGACAUCUGCUGCUGACACUCAAUCAACAACCACGUCCACUUCCACUGCGGAAGUGUCAACAACUCCAAAGUCAAAGAAGGAUAAGAAGGAUAAGAAGGAUAAGAAGAUGAAGAAGAAACUGCAACAGCAACAACAACAGAAACAAGCAACAUCGAACCAAGCCAACAAUACCUCCACAUCCACUACCACAACUUCCACUACCAACAACAAGGAAUCGGAUGGUGUUGCGACAGAUGCACCAUUCGUUCCAUUCGACUACAGUGCACACGAACAGAAGCUUGAGAGUAGUGAUACCAAGCCUGGCACCAAACAACAUAACCAAAGCUUCUUCAACAUUGACUCCAAGGUGUCCUCCAAGAAGAGGUCAAGCACAAUGAGAUCAGGAGUCAACUCAACAAUCUUCCAAUCAAAGUCAAAGACCAAAAAGUAG
This is a messenger RNA of Acytostelium subglobosum LB1, 2748 nucleotides long. RefSeq lists its product as hypothetical. NCBI's taxonomy places the organism in Eukaryota, Evosea, Eumycetozoa, Acytosteliales, Acytosteliaceae. The transcript has 4 exons. The record is from RefSeq and is a predicted model, not a curated record. Gene Ontology annotation, molecular function: 3'-5'-RNA exonuclease activity; nucleotide binding; nucleic acid binding. Gene Ontology annotation, biological process: nuclear polyadenylation-dependent snoRNA catabolic process; nuclear polyadenylation-dependent antisense transcript catabolic process; nuclear polyadenylation-dependent snRNA catabolic process. Bases 1 to 2748 code for a protein of 915 amino acids. Gene Ontology annotation, cellular component: nucleolus; nuclear exosome (RNase complex).